GUUGUUUGCAACGUUCCAGUGAUUGCGGCUGGAAUGCACAAGGCUUGCAGAGCUAAGACGCCGUGGCUGAACAUACAUGAUCUCCUGAGCCCCGACCCGCGCCACCUCAAGAGCGAUGGCAGACUUCUCCCGACAUCUUGCACUGAAAAUAGUCUUUGCUGCCCUCAGUAUGGCGCGGACGAUUGCACUUCCUUUCAGCACACGGUUCAGCUCUUUGAAAGAUCAUGGAGUUGCCAGCGAUAGCAUCCGCCGUGGGUGCAGUACUUGGCCAAGGACACAAACUGGUUGAUCUCAUCAUCACCUUGAAGUAUGCAAGAAGCGACAUUGAAGAUCGCGCCAUCAAGAUCGAGUCGUAUUGGCGUCGGACUCAGGUUCAGCUCGACUUCGCACAGUCCACCUGGUCGGGGCUUCGAGAAGAGCACCAAGCUUCGCAGCUAUCUAUUCUGUCCCUGUUGCAGAGCAAAAUCAAGACCGCAGAACGGCGAGUUGAAGGACUGCUGAAAAAGCAGAAGGACGGCCAUUGUAAUCCUGACUCCCGGCGGAAAAUAAAGCUCACCAAAUAUCUCCUGGUCAAGCCCUACCUGGACAGUCUGAUAGACGAACUAGCCGAAUGGUCUGCAGUGUACGAUCCUUCUUGGUUCUUGAUCAUGAAGAUUGCAAACCCCAAGAUUGACGAUGAGCUGAAAAGGUUGACAUCCGCAAGCUCAAAGGAAGCCACCGUCCUGCUGCGCAGGGCAACCAAAGUCCGCGCUGCUAUCAGUAAAUUUGAGCCAUCUGACACGCACAUCUUCUUGUCGCCAAACGAACUUGAAAAGAUGGAUACAAGGCGUGUACCACAUUCGCAAGCAAUGAUUGCCCAUGAGCAAGGUUCCUCUACUUCGUACAUCGUGGACUCGAUACCAUGUCCAGGUCACUCAAAUACCGAAACCAUGACGCAAGACAUUCGACGCCUGGCUAGAAAGCUUCGCGCGGUAGACCCAGCUGUCUUUGGAGUUCUACGCUGUCGCGGAGUCGUCAAAAUGCGCCAUGUCACAGGCAGCCGCGUUGCCUCUUUCGACAUGAUAUUCGAUACUCCAUCACCCGGCACACCAAUGAGUCUACGAAAUUGCUUGCUCAUGCAGCAGCCACAUUCCUUGACAGACCGCUUCUCACUCGCCAAACGAAUCGCGACCUCAGUGAACUACGUUCACACCCUAGCCUUCGUGCACAAAGGCAUCCGACCCGAAAACUUCAUCAGCUUCCUCAACCCCACUGCAGAAGACGACCUCACCCUCGACUCCUUCUACCUCAUCGGCUUCGAACAAGUCCGAAGCGAAGAUGGAAACACCUACCUUCGCGGCUCAGCAAACUGGGAACAAAACAUGUAUCGCCACCCCGAAAGACAAGGCUCUUUCCCGGAGGAGCGAUACAAAAUGCAACACGAUAUCUACAGUCUCGGCGUCUGCUUGCUUGAAAUUGGUCUUUGGAAUUCAUUCGUGAUGUAUGACAAUAACGGAAGGAUCUCCGGCCCUGGACGAGCGUUCGAGGUCAGCGCUAGUGAUCUACUUCGUUUUACACCUGGUGCAUUCAAAGAUCUCCUCGUGGGCCUUGCGAAGCGUCGCUUGCCGCCGAUUAUGGGAAACACGUAUACUGAGGUUGUUGUGGAUUGUCUUACUUGUUUGGAUGCUGAUAAUGAUGAGUAUGAAGAGAUCAGUGAGGCUGAAGAUCAGGAUGGAGUUGUCGUGGGUGUGAAGUUCAUUAAUCAGGUUCUUUUGCAACUCAACGAGAUCUCGGUAUAG
Cercospora beticola is the source of this 1778-nucleotide messenger RNA. RefSeq lists its product as uncharacterized. Gene Ontology annotation, molecular function: ATP binding; protein kinase activity. The record is from RefSeq and is a predicted model, not a curated record. Lineage: Eukaryota; Fungi; Ascomycota; Dothideomycetes; Mycosphaerellales; Mycosphaerellaceae. Gene Ontology annotation, biological process: protein phosphorylation.